AUGCAAAAAAUUAAAAUGCCCUACGCUAACACUCCAACUGUCAAUGUGAGUGAAGUAACAGCAGACAAUAUUAAAUUUGUGAUUGAAAACACCGAUUUAAGUGUGGCGAAUGGAAUACGACGAUGUAUGAUAGCUGAAACACCGAUAAUAGCCAUCGAUAGUGUACAGAUAGAUUCAAAUACAACGGUGUUAUUUGAUGAAUUUUUAGCACAUCGAAUUGGUAUGAUACCAUUGUAUAGCGAAGAAUUAGUUGACAGAAUGUUAUAUCAUCGAGAUUGUUCAUGUGAAGGAUAUUGUCCGAGUUGUUCUGUAGAAUUAACGUUAGAUGUUAAAAAUAAAGAUGAUCAAACACGUCAGGUAACAACAGCCGAUUUGAUUUCAACUGAUCCACGCUUAGUGCCGGUAACAUCACGCUCAAAAAAUGAUGAUGAAACACAAGAUUUAUAUGUCGAACAUAUUUUAAUUGUUAAAUUACGUAAAGGCCAAGAAUUAAAAUUGAAAGCAUAUGCACGAAAAGGAUUUGGUAAAGAGCAUGCCAAAUGGAUACCGACAUGUGGUGUAUCAUUUGAAUAUGAUCCUGAUAAUAUUUUACGGCAUACUGUUUAUCCAGUGCCAGAAGAAUGGCCUCAUUCAGAGCAUUCCGAACUACCAGAGGAUCAGCAUCAGGGUAUAUUUGAUCCAAAUAAAGCUCCAAAUAAAUACUAUUUCAAUGUUGAAUCAAUUGGGGCACUUAAACCCGAAACAAUUGUGUUAUCGUGUUUAAAUGUUUUGAAAAAAAAACUGAGUGAUUUACAAACACUGCUGAAACAUGAAGCUCAAGAAGCUUUAUAG
Didymodactylos carnosus is the source of this 831-nucleotide messenger RNA. Lineage: Eukaryota; Metazoa; Rotifera; Eurotatoria; Philodinida; Philodinidae. The record is from the annotation of a GenBank genome assembly.